AUGCGCUUUUUCUUGUUGUUAUUGCUGCUGGCUACGGUAGCUACCGUAAUCGAGUCGUCUCCGUUGUCUUCCGGUCCUGAUGGGGGUGGAACGGGUCUAAUGAGGAGAAAGCGAUCCAGUCACGGCAACUGCAAGCGUGACGAGGACUGCUUCAAGGGACAAAUCUGCGAAUUCCGCGAGACGGCUAAUGCCAUGUUCUGCGGACGUGGAAAA
Messenger RNA from Mesorhabditis spiculigera, 213 nucleotides. Lineage: Eukaryota; Metazoa; Nematoda; Chromadorea; Rhabditida; Rhabditidae. The record is from the annotation of a GenBank genome assembly.